AUGGAGAGGAUACCAGGAGCCGAAAAGGACCCUGGGGCAGAGAGAAGCCCGGCUGAUGGGAGCUUUGAGCCCCUGAGCCAGCUGCCUCUGGGGACCCAUUUCCAGCAGGAGCUGGGAGAGCAGACCUCUGCCAAAGCUGAGGCAGCGCUGGAAUUGCGGUGGCUGAAGUUAGGUUCCCUGGUGACCGUGGAUGCAGGGACUGAGGGGGCCUGUGCCCCGCUGGGCUGGAGUCCCCUGUUCCAGGCUGUGUGGCAGGGCCAGGCAAGCCUGGUGACGCAGCUGCUUCGGCAGGGUGCCAGCGUAGACGAGAGGGACAGCGACGGCCGCAGUCCGCUCCACCUGGCUGUGCUGCGCGGCCACGCGCCCCUGGUGCGCCUCCUGCUGCGACGCGGGGCCCCCGCCGGUGUCCCGGACAGUGCAGGCCGCACACCACUGCACGAGGCUGCCUGGCCCGGGCAUUCGCGGCUGGCCGAGCUGCUGCUGCGCCGUGGAGCUCCGGCGGCGGCGCGCUGCGGGGCGGGCCUCACGCCGCUGCACUGGGCCGCCGCGUUGGGCCGCCCGCUUCUGGCCAGCCGUCUGCUGGGCGCGCCGAGCCCGGGUCCCGCAGCGCUAGCUGCGGCGGUGGAUGCCCACGGCUGGACGGCGGCCCACUGGGCAGCGGCAGGAGAUCAGCUGCCGGUGCUCGAACUGCUGCUGGCUGUUGGCUGCCCGGGCCCCGACGGCGCACUGCUCGUAGCGGCCGAGGCCGGGCGUGGGGCAGCGCUGCGUCUUCUGCUGGCGCGCGGGGCGCCUGUGAAUGCCCAGGACGGCACUGGGGCCACUGCACUCGGCAUCGCUGCAGCCUUGGGCCACCAGCAGGAUGUAGAGGUGCUGCUUGGCCAUGAGGCCGACCCCAGCCUUCAGGACAGACAUGGCCGCUCCCCACUCCACCGGGCUGCUGCUGCUGGACACCUGGCUGUGGUCCAACUACUGGUAGCACACAGUGCUGAGGUGGAAGCUCAGGACUCACUGAGCCUCACACCCCUACACCACGCUGCUCGGGGAGGUCACGUCGAGGUUGCCAGCCACCUCCUGGACAAGGGUGCACAGGUCAAUGCUGCAGGCUGGCUUCACAAGACUCCCCUGCACCUCUCUAUGGAAUCACACCAUGACUCCACUACAGAGCUUUUGCUGAGCAGAGGGGCCAACCCUGCUCUGAGGACACAGUGGGGUGAGCUAGCCAGGGAUCUGGUGUCAGAGGGGAGCCUUUGA
Molecule: messenger RNA, 1251 nt
Organism: Elephantulus edwardii (Cape elephant shrew)
Lineage: Eukaryota; Metazoa; Chordata; Mammalia; Macroscelidea; Macroscelididae
Gene: ANKRD65
Product: ankyrin repeat domain 65
Exons: 4
Coding region: 1-1251 (416 amino acids)
Cellular component (GO): cytoplasm; nucleus
Molecular function (GO): protein binding
Source: RefSeq, a predicted model, not a curated record